UACACACAAUGCACCCCUUUUAAAACCUAAACUCUGUGGAGUCGUCGAGCAAAGCGGGAGUGGGAGAAACCGAGAGGGGAAGGCAGCAAACGGCGACGACUGAAAAAUUGCCGCCGGCGAUAAGGUGCAGUUUCAUACAUCCCCGCUCCGUAAUGUUUUGUGGCCUUAACUGAUGAUGGCAGGUGAAAAGUCGGACACAGAGAUUUUUGUUAAAGAAAAAUUAGCUUCAGGAUUGGCAAAUGGCAGCGAGGAAGCUAGUGACCAUGCUCAUCUAGUGCCACAAAAUGAAGAAGUUACAAAGAAGAAAAAGAAGAAAAGUAAAAGCAAAAAAAAGAAGGAACCCGUGCAGACUGAUCCGCCAUCUAUUCCUGUUAUUGAGCUUUUUCCAUCUGGGGAGUUUCCAGAGGGUGAAAUUCAACAGUACAAAGAUGAUAAUCUGUGGAGGACUACAUCCGAAGAAAAGAGGGAGCUGGAGCGCCUUGAGAAACCAAUGUAUAAUGCCGUGCGUCAAGCAGCAGAAGUUCAUCGUCAGGUUCGGAAAUACAUGAAAGGUAUUUUGAAGCCUGGAAUGUUAAUGACUGAUCUGUGUGAGACCUUGGAGAAUACAGUCCGUAAGCUAAUAUCAGAGAAUGGUCUGCAGGCAGGCAUUGCAUUUCCGACGGGAUGCUCCUUAAACGGGGUGGCGGCACAUUGGACCCCAAAUUCAGGAGAUAAAACUGUGCUUCAAUAUGACGAUGUAAUGAAGUUGGAUUUUGGAACUCAUGUUGAUGGGCAUAUAAUUGAUUGUGCAUUUACAGUGGCAUUCAAUCCUAUGUUUGAUCCACUACUAGAAGCUGCACGUGAAGCAACCAAUAUGGGUAUCAAGGAAUCUGGAAUUGAUGUACGCCUUUGUGAUGUUGGUGCUGCCAUCCAAGAGGUUAUGGAAUCGUAUGAGGUUGAAAUUAAUGGAAAGGUGUUCCAAGUUAAAAGUAUACGAAAUUUGAAUGGACAUAGCAUCGGGCAAUAUCAGAUCCAUGCUGGAAAGUCUGUUCCGAUCGUGAAAGGAGGAGAACAGACAAAGAUGGAAGAGGGUGAAUUCUUCGCAAUAGAAACCUUUGGCUCGACAGGAAAAGGAUAUGUUCGAGAAGAUUUAGAAUGCAGCCAUUAUAUGAAAAAUUUUGAUGUUGGCCACAUUCCGCUGCGGUUACCAAGAGCAAAACAACUGCUAGCAACGAUUAACAAGAACUUCUCCACUCUGGCCUUCUGCAGACGUUAUUUAGACCGCUUGGGGGAGACUAAAUACCUGAUGGCAUUGAAGAAUUUAUGUGAUGCUGGCAUUGUUCAGCCUUAUCCUCCUCUGUGCGACAUUAAAGGCAGCUAUGUGUCGCAGUUUGAGCAUACCAUAUUACUUCGGCCAACCUGCAAAGAGGUGAUAUCCAGGGGGGAUGACUACUGAUUCAGAAAGAGCCCAGGUUACCUCUUUUGGUCAUACUUGUAUGGCAGAUUCCAACAAAUGUUUUCCGACUGGAAUUUUAAAUGUCUGUUCAACCACAGUUUGUACUAUCCGUGUUGUACUCUGUUCUGGCUGUGUUAUUUGCUGAAGCAUUCGUGUUUAUGGUUUUCCCCGAUGUGAAGAGACUUGAGCAUGUUCAUAAUCUGUAACAUUUCAGCCAUAGACGAGGUGAUAGAUUGCCCCCCCUGCGUUUAGCUCUCAAAUAUUAUCUGGAGCCCAGCGGAGAAGGAUCAAAUUUUUUACCUUCCAACAGCA
Malania oleifera is the source of this 1747-nucleotide messenger RNA. Its product is annotated as methionine aminopeptidase 2B. The record is from RefSeq and is a predicted model, not a curated record. Gene Ontology annotation, biological process: proteolysis. Gene Ontology annotation, molecular function: metalloaminopeptidase activity. NCBI's taxonomy places the organism in Eukaryota, Viridiplantae, Streptophyta, Magnoliopsida, Santalales, Ximeniaceae. The coding region runs from base 173 to 1435 and encodes 420 amino acids. The transcript is spliced from 12 exons.